UGCUCCCAACGCACAGACUGCAGCCAAGCAGGUGAAUCUUCUCUCUCUCACAAGUAGAGAGCAACCGACGGAAACGACUCUCUUGCGCAGCCUCCAUACAGACGGAUUUUCGGGGGAGAAGCGAUCCCGAAGGUAAAACCCUAAUUUCCAGACGCCCUAAACUCUAAUUCAUCUGCGGCUUUGGAAGCAACAAUUGGGCUUUAUGAACGUUACUUGUUAGAGUCAAAUAUGGAAAGUUCCACAUCUUCAUUAACAUUCAAAGGUUCUAUUCCCGAAGCGAUCAUUGAAGCACAAAAAAAGAGGAAGCUCUUCGUAGUAUACAUUUCAGGCGAAGAUGAAAAUUCUGUUCUUUUGGAACAGACAACAUGGGUGGAUUUGAAUGUAGCAGAAUCAAUUUCAAGGCAUUGUGUUUUCUUGCAUCUUGUGCAUGGAAGUGUUGAUGCAUCACGGUUUUCUGCCAUUUACCCACAGAAAUCUGUCCCAAGCAUAUCUGCUAUUGGAUACAAUGGUGGCAAGUUGCUGUGGCAGCACGAAGGCUAUGUCAAUGCUGAAAAACUUGUGGCCGACAUUCAAAAGGCAUGCACAAGCCUCCAUCUACAGGAAACAACUGCUACUGUCCUUACUGCGGCUGCACUUGCUUCAAAGAACCCUGAACCUCAGAGAUUUAAUGCAACUAGCAUUGCCUCUUUUGAGCAAGGAAGUUCUUCAACAACUAACAUUCCGACUUCUUCAACAGAAGACCCCCCUCAAGGCUCAGAGACCAAACCACUGAUUACUUCUGAGAUCAUAGGGGAAAACCUAACCUCUGAUCCAAUUGCUGAGAAAUAUUCUAAACUUGAUGAAGAGACCACUUCGCAACCAACUCAUGUCAAUGAGUGGGAAUGCGGCAAUGAUGGACGCUCAAUUUCAACAAGCAAAACCUCUAAAAGUUCAUUUAGCCCUGCAACAAUAGAUGUGGCUGAGUCUGACAUUGAGACUAGACCUUUAAAUGUUGGAAAUGGUUCUGUUGCACCACCAGAUGGCAUUACUUUGAAUGAUCAUAACACCAGAAACUCUAUGGGAUCUUCUGGUGAAAUGCCCACAAAUCAUGGUCCAGAAUUUUCCCAAGAAAGGCCACAGGUAUCUGUGAAUGAGGUUGAAGACAGUUCUCUGGAGAAGCCUGAUGGAUCAGCCAGUCAUGGAAAUGUCACUCGAUUGAACGAAGUUCAUCUCAAUAUUCGUUUGCCUGCUGGCAGCAGCCUCCAAGUGAAGUUUUCCAUAACUGAUACACUGAGAAUGGUGAAGAACUAUGUAGAUGAGAAUCAAACGGAUGGAAUAGGCGCAUACGAUCUCGCAAUUCCUUAUCCUCGAAAAGUAUUCAAUGAGCAAGAUAUGAGCAAAGCACUUUCAGAACUGGGAUUUUUUAACAGGGAAGCAUUAAUAGUCGUUCCACACCGCCCAGUCUCUGGGUCCUAUAGAGGGCAAUCAUCAUCACAUGAGAACUCAAGCUCCGUGAGUGACACUGAUACUUCAGCUGAUAAUGGUGGGGGAUAUUUUGGAUAUGUGAGGGGGAUAUUAUCAUACAUGAAUCCCUUCUCCUAUUUCGGUGGAAGUGCAAACCCAUCAAAUUCAGAACCAACUCCAAAUGAUGAUUUAUGGCAAUAUCGUCCAAAUCCUACCCACCGGAGUGCUUCAUCGGGAGCAGAAAGGUCCCAUCGUCCAUACCCACCUGGCACCACUCCUGGUGAGAAUGUCAGCAAUGCCAGGAAAACGACAACCACAGGAUUUGGGGGCAACAUCCACACUCUAAAACAUGAUGAAGAUGAUGGCCCAUCCAGUGAUAGGAAUACUUUCUGGAAUGGAAAUUCUACUCAAUAUGGCGGCGGUGACAGUAAGUAAGAAAGCACCUGCCCCCCCCUUUAAAACUGAAUGUUACGUGAAUAAUCAGCUGCCACUUGUGGGCCUUGUAUUACCUCCACCCUCGCUAGAAAGAGGAUUUAUAUGAAAGGUGGCCAUGGAUCAUUACAGCAUACACUGGUUUUCAGCUCGGGCAAGUUGUGCCAAUGGUCUGGUAAUGCAGACCAUUGGUCUAUGGAGUCCUGUCGUGGAUGGACCCAAAAAAUCUCCCAGGUUUUAAGCUAGUAGGGACCAAUAAAGGGGGUUUUUUAGUUGAUCGUGGAGCAUUAGUUGUUGCUCUUUUUAGCGUCUAUUUGUAGCCACAAAUCAAAAGCUCACUGUCACUUGUUGCAUGGUCCCUCCACAGCAGACCACAAUAGACCAUUGCCUGGAUUACCUACCUGUAGGCCCCAGUUGUCAUGACUGAAACCUGUGUAUGUACUGUCAGGGAAGAUGCAGGCCACGUGAUAGUUUUCCUAUUUUUAGUGAAAGAUAACACAUGAGCUGCUUAUGCUUAUCUAUUUAAUUUUAUUGCUUUUGGAUGUGAGAAGGUUCUUA
This is a messenger RNA of Magnolia sinica, 2433 nucleotides long. Its product is annotated as plant UBX domain-containing protein 11. The transcript is spliced from 11 exons. Gene Ontology annotation, molecular function: protein binding. The record is from RefSeq and is a predicted model, not a curated record. Bases 229 to 1878 code for a protein of 549 amino acids. Lineage: Eukaryota; Viridiplantae; Streptophyta; Magnoliopsida; Magnoliales; Magnoliaceae.